AUGUGCAUACCACUGGAAUUCCAAAUCAUCCAGGUUAUUGGAUUCAUUUUAUCGGAAGUUUUUCAUUUUACCUUGCUUUUCUUGAUACACACAAGAGCCACUCGGCAUUUCGGAUCCUACAAGCUUUUGAUGGCUUCGUUUUCGAUUUUCUCAAUUUUGUAUGCACUUGUGGAGGUUUUGACACAACCGAUAAUGCACAUAUCAGGGACUGGCCUCAUGCUUUAUGUUGGAACCACUUUUUUACCAAUUUCCAAGGAAUUUGGUCAUUUUAUCGCCGCAUUUUACUGCUCUACAUUCGGGAUUUGCGUACUAUUUUUGUCGGCUCACUUUUUCUACAGAUAUUCGGCGGUUUGCAGUCCUCGCCUUCUCCGACACUUGCACGGGCCAAAAGUGCUGCGACUUUUGAUGCCGGUAUUUUUCCUGGGCGCCCUGAUGUUUCUGAAUGUUACCUGGUUUGGAGAGCCUACAGAAUUUAAAAUGCACUAUAUGAGGGAGAGUUUGAAGCGAGAGUAUGGCGAUGAUAGUUUUGAAGUUGGGCAGAUUUCUUCAGUUUUCUAUAUCUACAACUCCACCGGCUCACUAGAAUUUUUCUGGAAAGAUUGCCUAGGAAUGGCCGUCGUUUAUAUUAUUCUCUCCAUAUCAAUUUCCACAAUAAUCUACUUUUCCCUGAACAUAUUCCGAACUGUGUAUCGCCACACAAAACAUCGAAAAAGCAAAAAGAACUGGGAAAUUCAUCGGCAGCUAUUCCAGACGCUCAUCAUUCAAACCUUGAUUCCAAUGUGCAUUUUAUUUAUUCCAACUGGGUUCUUGCUAACUUUGCCAUUUUUCGAUGUGAAAUAUGUGGGCCGCGUUACAAAUGCUCCGGGAGUUGGUGCAAGUUUAUACCCGGCUCUGGACGCGUUGACUGCUAUUUUGAUGAUCAGAGAGUUUCGUACCGCUUUUAAAUGUCGCUCGCAGGCUCCGAUUAUGAAAAUAUCUUCAAUUCGAGACACCAUGUUCACCAAUUUUCAUAGUUGA
Messenger RNA from Caenorhabditis elegans, 1017 nucleotides. RefSeq names its product Serpentine receptor class r-10 (gene str-120). The transcript has 6 exons. Gene Ontology annotation, cellular component: ciliary membrane. Gene Ontology annotation, biological process: detection of chemical stimulus involved in sensory perception of smell. The coding region runs from base 1 to 1017 and encodes 338 amino acids. NCBI's taxonomy places the organism in Eukaryota, Metazoa, Nematoda, Chromadorea, Rhabditida, Rhabditidae. The record is from RefSeq and is marked reviewed.